GUAGAUUUUGUUUCCUUUGUCAGGAUUCUCUUCCACUACUCACAACAAAGGACUAGAAAACAAACCCAUCCUUGGAUAACCCCACCAAUCCCAUUUUUAAAAACAACAAAAAUUUAAAGCAACCGAGAACACACCAGAAUCUCUCUCUCUCUACCCACCCAGUAGCAAUCUUUAAGGGGGCUGCCUUGCCUUCCCAGCCUGAAAAAAACAGCCAUGGCUAAGAGCUCAGAGGAAUUGUCCUCCAAGAGACACUUCCACUGGACAACUAAGGUCACUGAUGAAGAAGAAGAAGAAGAAGAGCCUGCAAUUUCAAUUAAGCCUUCAACCGCUGCUCAGGAUGAGAAGGACGAGGCCGAUCACAAGCUACCCAAGGCUGCUGAGCCAGCAGUGGCUUCUUCAGUAGCGGCGCAAAGGAGGAGGCUGCAGGCCAUGGCAGUUUCCAGGUUGAGAUCAGUCCUCACUGUAUUCAGCAAGAACAGAUCACAAUUCCCACUAGGCUUGGGCUCCAAAGUAAUAGGCACCCUCUUCGGCCAUCGCCGCGGCCACGUGCACUUCGCAUUCCAGAAGGACGCCGGCUCCCAGCCCGCCUUCCUGAUCGAGCUCGCCACCCCGAUAAGCGGGCUGGUGCGCGAAAUGGCGUCGGGGCUGGUCAGAAUUGCCUUGGAGUGUGACAAGGAGGAUGAGAAGAAGGCUGCGUGCAGGCUGCUGGAGGAGCCUCUGUGGAGGACUUACUGCAAUGGCAAGAAGUGUGGUUUCGCCACGAGGCGAGAGUGCGGGGCCAAGGAGUGGAAGGUGCUGAAAGCUGUGGAGCCUAUUUCAAUGGGGGCUGGUGUCUUGCCAGGGGGAGAUGGAGAUGGAAUUGGUGAAGGAACAGAGGCUGCUACUGCUGAUCAUGGUGAAGUCAUGUACAUGAGAGCCAAGUUUGAGAGAGUUGUGGGGUCUAGAGAUUCUGAGGCCUUUUACAUGAUGAACCCUGAUAGCAAUGGUGCUCCUGAACUUAGUAUUUACUUGCUCAGAGUCUAAGCUCCCUUGGAAGCUCUGAGUUCAGCCACUCAGUUUUCCCCCUCUUUUUUGGGUAUUUUUAGACUAGUUAAGGAUAGUAAAACUAAUGAUACUACUUGGGCUUUUGAGUCAAGAAAAUGGAGAUCUAGCUCUCUGUCUCUAAUAUUUGUCGCCUCCGACUCCAUAUUUUCUUGGAAAACUUGCUUUUUUUUGUAUCUCUCAAGUUCUUUUGGGUGGAAUGGGAAGUAUAUAUAAUCCAAAUUAUACAAUAUUGGUUAAUGAGUUUUUUCUCCCCAUUAUGCGUAUGGAUCAGAGUCUGA
Messenger RNA from Diospyros lotus (date-plum), 1322 nucleotides. RefSeq names its product protein MIZU-KUSSEI 1. The transcript has a single exon. The record is from RefSeq and is a predicted model, not a curated record. The coding region runs from base 214 to 1023 and encodes 269 amino acids. Gene Ontology annotation, biological process: hydrotropism. NCBI's taxonomy places the organism in Eukaryota, Viridiplantae, Streptophyta, Magnoliopsida, Ericales, Ebenaceae.